Messenger RNA from Penicillium subrubescens, 2373 nucleotides. RefSeq lists its product as uncharacterized. The coding region runs from base 1 to 2373 and encodes 790 amino acids. The record is from RefSeq and is a predicted model, not a curated record. The transcript has a single exon. Lineage: Eukaryota; Fungi; Ascomycota; Eurotiomycetes; Eurotiales; Aspergillaceae.
AUGGAGACUCGACAGUCUGCGCGCAAGCGCAGAAACAAUUCCAUCUCCGAUUCAAGGAGUAAUUCUCCAGUUUCGCAUCGGACAAGAAAUGCGGUAACUGCAGGGACAAUGCUUGACAUGCAAAAGGCUACUGCAAGUACCCCGAAGAAGGCUAGGAAGCGGGUCCGAUUCUCCGAUCCUGGUCCUAGGCUGCUUGAUACUCCGGAUUACUCGACCGGCCUGACACCUGCAAUGAAACGCACCUCAUUCAAAGAGUCGGACUCUGGGUGCUCGAGGUUUGCCACCAGCACACCUACUCGGCGAGCUCACCGGCGGAGGUCAGCUCCAACACCGCGCUUCCAGCGUGCCUUUGAUCCGAUUGAACAAUUCGAAGACACAAGCAACGGAAGGGUGAUACAGUUCACUCCCCUGCGUCAGAUCCUAGACACUCGCACGCAGAGAAGGAUACGACGCUUUGGUCUAAGUGACGAGAUUAACAGCAUUCAGCGCGAAAAGCGCGUCUCUGCAAAUUUCGAAAAGACCCUUGAUUGUUUACGGCAGGAGAGAGAUGCUCUACAACAGGAACUGAAUGCCUUGAAGCAAAGGCAUGAAACUCCAGAAGACCAGCUGCCAUCAUACGAAACUUUUUGGAUGUCCCCUCAGGUUCGCGUUCGUGAACUCGAACGUGAAACUACUCGGCUUCGCGAUGAAAUCUCCGUGGCAUCCAAUCACAGCCUGGAUAUGCAAGAACCAUCAAUUGACAACGACGGGGACACAUUUGCCCUCAAUGAUAGUGCUCUCAUCAUGUCCAACUCACCGGAUCUUCGUGGCAUGCGUUAUCCACACUCGCCAGUAUCAAACAGCCCAAUGAUAUUCGACGAAACAAAUGCCGAUGUCUCGACACAGACACAGGUCGUGGAAACGACAGAGGAUUCUGAUAUGCAAACUCUCACGUCUGACUUGGAGACUGCCAGAAAUGAGAAGAGGGAGCUGUUCAAUGCGUGUCGUAUGCACCUUUCUACCUUUGAGGCAUCCGGCUUUGGUGAUGCACUUCGACAAUCAUCUCCGCCUCCAGACUUCUUGGACAAUGUCAUCCAUAUUAUGACAGCGGCGCUUUCUCGUGCCUCUGAUGCCACGCAAGCACUGGAGGGUAUCAGCCAAGAAUGUUCCAGUUUAGGAUUCACUGGUUCUAGCACCGACGAAGUGAUCGAUGAUAUGAAAGCUCACUUCCGGGCUGCGCGUAUUGAACUAGAGCGAGCGAUUCCAGGCGAGACUGCGAAUGUGAGCCUCGAAGAUGGAAAAGCCACCCUUGGUGCGUUGGUACAAAGGGUAAAGACUCUCGCGAACGACUUGAAAGCAGAGCGUGACCACUACAACGGCUCACUUGGCCGUGAGAAGGCUCUUCGUGGACAAUUCGACAACCUCUUACACCGGUAUGAAGCGGCCGCAGUUAAGAUCAGCAACCUUGAAGACUCAAUCGCAUCAUCUGCAAGCGAUAUGCUUCAUACAAGAAUGCGACUGCAUGACCUCGAGAACGAAGACCAGGAGAAAAGUAUUGGGAUUGACAGAUUAAACACCGCCCUCGACAAGUACCACGAAGACGUCAGGGGUCUGGAAGAGAUGGUGAGCCGUUUGGAAGACGAGAAUACGGCUACCAAGCAACGAUACCGACAAAGGAUUUCCGAGCUGAGAGCGCAACUCAAGAGUGAGCGCAAUCAACGGUCUGCAAUUGAAAUCUCAACCUCCAAGAACGAAGCCCGUAUUCGCCAGCUUGAAGAAACUGUGGAGCAGAACCACAUUCGGACCUGUGAUCUUACAACAGAGAUGGAGGUUCUCGAGAAAGAGCACCAGACAGUACGUGAACGACUUGAGCGAGCAUCAAGUGAGAAGCAACAACAGCAUGAAGAAGAGACCGGAAUCCUCAAUGUCCGCAUAUCAGAGCUCACAACAUCUCUCGAGGGCGCGAGAUCAGAGGUUGAUCGUCUGCAACAAGUCAACAACGGCCUCGAAGAGCAAUUACGCAUGGAGAUGGAAGCUCGCGAUGAACUCCUCGACAAAUGGGCGACCGAACAAGCGCGCUCAUUCGCCUUCAUGAAAGAAUCCGUCAAUUCCGAACGCCGACGAGCCAAGGUGCGCGCUGCAAAUUGGGAACUCAGAUCAGACGAUCUCAUGUCGGAUGGGACGACGAUGAUGGGUAGUGAGCCCAUUACCCCUGUUAGCAUGACUCGCUUUGUUGACGUGGAGAUGGGGAGAGGCAAGAACCGUCGCCGUAUGGAUAGCGGCAUUGGUAUUCUCUCUGAAGAUGACCUUCUGGAAAAUGAGGGUCUUGCGGAUCUAGGGCGUGGGGUUGAUUCCGAUAUUGACCUGCCUGCUUGUGAUCUUAUUGGUGUAUAG